Messenger RNA from Larimichthys crocea (large yellow croaker), 1845 nucleotides. RefSeq names its product cystinosin. Gene Ontology annotation, biological process: L-cystine transport. NCBI's taxonomy places the organism in Eukaryota, Metazoa, Chordata, Actinopteri, Sciaenidae. The record is from RefSeq and is a predicted model, not a curated record. Gene Ontology annotation, molecular function: L-cystine transmembrane transporter activity. Gene Ontology annotation, cellular component: lysosomal membrane.
GCGUGUCGCUAUGCUUAUGACCCCUCUCUUUAUUAAGCUUAUUCACAUCCACAAAUAAUGGGCUUGUCUUGUGAUGUUUUCAACUCUCGUUUGCAUUAACGAGCCAUCUCUUUCUUCUAGUUUUCCUGUCCGGAUCAGCUUUAUUGUCGUCCAUAGCAACGCUGUGUCAAUAAUCAGUCAGGUGAUUGGCUGGAUUUACUUUCUGGCCUGGUCAGUGUCCUUCUAUCCACAAGUCUGGGAGAACUGGAGAAGGAAAAGUGUUAUAGGUCUCAACUUUGACUUCCUGGCUCUCAACCUGACUGGCUUCAUCGCUUACAGUGUCUUCAAUUUAGGGCUGUUCUGGGUGCCUUAUAUAAAGGAGGAGUUCCUGAAGAGGAACCCACAUGGUAACCCUGUCAAUGCUAACGAUGUCUUCUUCAGUCUCCAUGCUGUCCUGCUCUGUUUGAUCUACAUUAUCCAGGCUGCAAUGUAUGAGAGGGGCGGUCAAAGGGUCUCUUGGAUGGCCUUGUUCUUGUUGAUCAUUGGCUGGACAUUUGCCUUGAUCAGCUUAUUCCUUGCGGUAGCCAAACAGAUCACCUGGUUGGAUUACCUUUACUAUUUCUCCUAUAUUAAACUAGCAGUCACUCUGAUCAAAUACGUGCCGCAGGCGUACAUGAACUACAGAAGGAAGAGCACUGAGGGGUGGAGUAUCGGCAACGUGUUGCUGGACUUCACUGGUGGAGUCCUCAGUAUUCUGCAGAUGAUCUUGCAGUCUUACAAUAAUGUGGGGCUGAUAUUUGGUGAUCCUACAAAGUUUGGUCUUGGUCUGUUCUCUGUGGUGUUUGACAUCCUCUUCAUCACUCAACACUACUGCCUCUACCAAAAGCCACCACAGUACGAAGUAAUUUCAGAGCAACGGGAAGACUGACGCUGAUCAGUGCAGUGUGGGUGAAACUUAACAAACACACGGGUACGCACGAUUGAUUACAUCGUCAGUUGUCACCUGAUUGACCAAGAAAUUGAAGCUGCUGAGGAGAGGUUAUGGUUGCCAUCACCUACACCAGUGAUUCAUCCAGUUCAGCACUUUUUUUUUUUUACCACUGUAUGAAAAUUUUGAUUGAUAAAAUGGAUGAGAAAGAUUGAUCUAAUGCUGUCACACGUUUUUUUUAUUUUUUUUUUAUUAAAUACAACGUCACAGAGCAAGAGAAGUCUAAGAUUUGUGAGAGAAAGUGUCUCUGUUACAUUAUUUGUCCACCAGAGUUUCCAAGUUUACCUUUCUAAUGUGUAUAGAGUUAAUCUGGUGAUCUUCUCUGGCUUAUUGACCAAUAUGCAUAAUGCAGCUUUUCACAUUUAGUAUAAAAAUAUAAAGAAAGAGAGAAAAAGAAAUUGCAACAUAAAAUAAAUUAAAUAAAGUUAUUAGUAUAAUAUUAUAGGCUCUUUCUGUGCACUUCAGAAACACCUAGAAGCAGCAGGUACAGUCGUCUCCAUGCACCAUCACCCACUCAGACUCCAUUACUGAAGACGAGGUACGUUGAAGUCUGCUACACAGCAUUGUAGCAUCAUAUCAGGUUGUGGAUACACAAAGUUGCUAGAAGGAUCACUUCAUUGCUCAUUUGUUGAUAUUAAGGAAAGUAUACAAUCUGACCGGACUGAUCCAGAACCACCAGAGUUCAAUCAGCUGACAUGUCUCGUGUGUUUCUUUUCCUCUUCAAAUCAUCAUUGUUCAGUUCAGAGGGAAACCGUUCUAAUGAACGGCCCUCACCAUUGAACAGUGGCUGUGUGGUGCACAUUUAUAGGUGUGGGAGAGCUGCUGUGGGGGCAGGUGGGACCAAAACCAGAACCAGAAGUGUUUUGUUCUGAAAAAAA